UCUCUCUCCCACACCCUUCCUGUUUCUGCAAAUUUCAGUUUUCUUUAUUAGAUUUUUUAGGUGGCGCAGAACAAAAAACAAAAAAAAUAAAUGGCAACUCCAAACAUGGCUACUAUUGAGAGAUCCUUGCAAAACUGCUCCUUGAACCACCAAUUAGCUGUGCCGGCGGCAGAGACGUUGGAACUGAAUUCAGAAGGCAGGGCCCUCCCUUUGCAUUGGGAGCAAUGCCUUGAUUUAAAGAGCGGUGAGAUAUACUACAUAAACUGGAAGACGGGCAUGAAGGCGACGGAGGAUCCACGGACGGUAGAGUACUCGGAGGAGGACAGCAGCUCGUACGACAGCGAGGGGUGGUCAUCGCCUUCUUCAUCAAGGGAGCAAUGUAGUAGUAUAAAAAAUCAAGAAAAUUGUUGUGAUGAAGAAAAAGAAAAGAGUGAGAAUAAAGAAGAAGAAGACAUGGUUCUGGUGGUGGCUGGAUGCAAGGCCUGCCUAAUGUACUACCUGCUGCCCAAACACCUUCAAAUAUGCCCCAAAUGCUCUGCCCUACUUCUCCACCUUGAUCCAUCCCAUAAUGCCUCUUCUUGA
Salvia splendens (bonfire salvia) is the source of this 582-nucleotide messenger RNA. RefSeq lists its product as uncharacterized. The transcript is spliced from 4 exons. NCBI's taxonomy places the organism in Eukaryota, Viridiplantae, Streptophyta, Magnoliopsida, Lamiales, Lamiaceae. The record is from RefSeq and is a predicted model, not a curated record. Gene Ontology annotation, molecular function: protein binding. Bases 91 to 582 code for a protein of 163 amino acids.